AUGACUAGUGUGGAAAGCAGCAAGCCGAAGAUCAUCAAUGGCUCUUGUGGUUAUGUUCUAGAAGACGUUCCUCAUCUCUCCGAUUACCUUCCAACUCUUCCUACUUAUCCUAAUCCAUUGCAAGACAAUCCAGCAUACUCAGUGGUUAAGCAAUACUUUGUUGAUGCUGAUGACAGUGUCCCUCAGAAGAUUGUUGUUCACAAGGAUAGUUCAAGGGGGAUUCAUUUUAGACGAGCUGGACCACGUCAAAAGGUCUACUUCGAAUCUGAUGAAGUGCAUGCUUGCAUAGUUACCUGUGGGGGUCUUUGUCCCGGCCUUAAUACCGUGAUUAAGGAAAUCGUAAGCAGUCUUUCUUAUAUGUAUGGAGUGAAGAGAAUUCUCGGAAUAGAUGGUGGAUAUAGAGGCUUCUAUGCAAAAAAUACUGUCUCCUUGGACUCUAAGGUCGUAAAUGAUAUCCAUAAGCGCGGAGGAACUAUCCUGGGGACCUCACGAGGUGGCCAUGAUACCACAAAGAUAGUUGACAGCAUUCAAGAUCGAGGAAUCAAUCAGGUUUACAUUAUAGGAGGAGAUGGAACACAGCGAGGAGCAUCGGUUAUAUUUGAGGAAAUUAGACGACGUGGCCUGAAAGUUGCAGUAAUUGGAAUCCCGAAAACAAUCGAUAAUGACAUACCUGUGAUAGACAAAUCUUUUGGGUUUGACACAGCUGUAGAAGAGGCUCAACGAGCUAUUAACGCAGCACAUGUGGAAGCAGAGAGUAUAGAGAAUGGCAUCGGUGUUGUCAAGCUUAUGGGUCGCUACAGCGGGUUCAUAGCGAUGUACGCUACUCUAGCAAGCAGAGAUGUGGAUUGCUGUUUGAUUCCGGAGUCACCAUUUUACCUGGAAGGAGAAGGCGGACUGUUUGAGUACAUAGAAAAACGGCUCAAGGAGAGCGGUCACAUGGUGCUUGUGAUUGCAGAAGGUGCAGGACAAGAUCUAAUGUCGAAGAGCAUGGAAUCUAUGACUCUCAAAGAUGCAUCUGGUAACAAACUUCUCAAAGAUGUUGGUCUUUGGCUUUCACAAAGCAUCAAGGAUCAUUUUAAUCAGAAGAAGAUGGUGAUGAACCUCAAGUACAUUGAUCCAACAUACAUGAUUCGGGCGGUUCCUAGCAAUGCGUCAGACAAUGUUUAUUGUACACUUCUGGCUCAGAGCGCAGUGCAUGGUGCAAUGGCUGGAUACACUGGCUAUGUCAGUGGUCUAGUGAACGGAAGACAAACUUACAUUCCCUUCUACAGAAUAACGGAGAAACAGAACAAUGUGGUGAUCACAGACCGGAUGUGGGCGAGGCUGCUCUCUUCGACAAACCAGCCGAGUUUCUUGAGCCCCAAAGAUGUCUCUGAUGAUAUAGAGAAGCCGAUGUCGGCGCUCCUUGACGAUGGCAACUGCAACGGCCCGGUGGAUUUUCCUCCGGUCACCAAAGAGCUCCUUGAUGAUGGCAACUGCAACGGCCUGGUGGAUGUUCCUUCGGUCACCAAAGAGAUCACUAAGUGA
Messenger RNA from Arabis nemorensis, 1527 nucleotides. Lineage: Eukaryota; Viridiplantae; Streptophyta; Magnoliopsida; Brassicales; Brassicaceae. The record is from the annotation of a GenBank genome assembly.